Messenger RNA from Spodoptera exigua (beet armyworm), 3512 nucleotides. NCBI's taxonomy places the organism in Eukaryota, Metazoa, Arthropoda, Insecta, Lepidoptera, Noctuidae. The record is from the annotation of a GenBank genome assembly.
AAUGUAAUGGAACGUAUAAACAAACUUUCAGUUUUACGCAGCAUAUCAAAGUAAAAUAAAAGAAGAAAUAUGGCUUAUUUUUGUAACAGAAUAUGUUUGGGUUUAAACGUGGUAUUAAAAUAUAUGUUUAAGUUAGUCUUAAUAUUAAGAUUGAGUUGAAUUGGACAUAAUUAUAAAUACAAUUAUUUAAAAUAUUCUCUUUGGAAAACUUGUAAAAAGAAUCAUACUAACGAUGACAAGCAAAUUUAACAACGCGUUCAAAUUAAAUUAAAUUAAACACUAAUUUCUAUUUUAUAGAGUUUUUAAUUAUUUAUUUAUUGUGCUAUAACUGAAUAUCAAACUAUGGCAUUAUUUAAUUCACGUAAUAGCAAUAUUUAUAAUAACUCAACAAAAUUUUAUCUAUUUCUAAUAAGAUAAAAAUGAUGUGUGAAUGCUUUGACAAAUGUUAUGUACGGUGCGCCACCUGACAGCUGAAAUCAGUACUAAAAUUUUGUAUUCGUAGUGCUGAAUGGAGAAUCACAUUUUUACGUGUUUUCCAUGAUCAUAUUCUUCUGAAUUAGCGAAUAUUUUCUUUUAGUGCUGCUGGCGAGUCGGCGAGAUGCACACAGCCACUGCAGAUGGGCAGUUCCGGAGUACCAACGGUGCCACACAUGGACGUGACAAAGUCGCAAUAUUGGAUGCUGGCUCUCAAUAUGGAAAGGUUAUAGAUCGUCGUAUCCGCGAGCUAUGUGUGGAGUCGGAUAUCUUACCUCUGGACACGCCAGCCUACCACCUCAAGGAGGCCGGCUACCGCGCCAUCGUCAUCUCUGGGGGGCCCAACUCUGUGUACGCUGAAGAUGCACCUAGAUACGACUCCGAUAUAUUCAAGAUCGGCUUGCCGGUAUUAGGUAUAUGUUACGGCAUGCAGAUGUUGAAUAAGGAGUUCGGAGGCUCCGUGCUGCGCAAGGAGGCUCGCGAGGACGGCCAGUACGAGGUCGAAGUGGAAACUACAUGUCCAUUGUUCAAUCGCCUGGAAAAGCUUCAGCCGGUUCUGCUGACUCACGGAGACAGCGUGCAGAAGGUCGGCGAGAGAUUCCGUGUCGGUGCUCAGUCCUCCAACCACCUCAUUGCUGCUAUAUACAAUGAACAGAUGCGGUUAUAUGGCGUGCAGUUUCAUCCUGAGGUGGACCUAACGCCUAAAGGCAAGCAGAUGUUGUCAAACUUUUUGUUUGACAUCGCGGGCCUGUCGCGCUCCUUCACGCUGCGAUCACGUCGCGAGGCCUGCAUACACUAUAUACGGGAAACUGUUGGAGACAAUAAAGUUCUUGUGUUAGUAAGCGGUGGCGUGGACUCUACAGUGUGCGCGGCGUUGCUUAGAACCGCUCUCCGCGAAGAUCAGGUCAUCGCUCUACACAUUGACAACGGUUUCAUGCGUAAGAACGAGAGUGCUAAGGUGGAGCGGUGUCUCAGAGAGCUCGGCGUACGUUUACAUGUUGUCAACGCUGCACAUCAGUUCCGGCAAGGCAGCACGGUAGUCCGCGAGGCGGGAGGCCGGUCGCGGCACACGGGGCUCCUGUGUCAAACCGCGGCGCCCGAGGACAAGCGGAAGAUCAUCGGGGACGUCUUCAUACGUAUCGCAGAGCAGGCUGUACAUGACCUCAACUUGCAGGAAGACCAAGUACUGCUGGGUCAAGGUACGCUACGACCGGACCUGAUAGAGUCUGCGUCGUCCCUGUGCUCGAAUAACGCGGCGACCAUCAAGACUCACCACAACGACACCGAGCUCGUCCGGGCGCUGCGCCAGAGGGGACGAGUCGUGGAACCACUGCGGGAUUUCCAUAAGGAUGAGGUGCGCGCACUAGGAUUGGAGCUGGGUCUGCCGAGUGCUUUAGUGGAGCGCCAGCCCUUCCCUGGCCCUGGACUCGCAGUGCGGGUACUCUGCCAGGACGAGCCCUACGCAGAGCGAGACUUCGCAGAGACACAGGUUAUAGUAAAAAUAAUGGUAGAGUACGCGUCCAUGUGCGUGAAGUCUCACGCCUUACUGGGGCGCGUGGCCAACGCGAGUACUCCGGCCGAGCAGGCCGAGCUCAAGCGGAUCUCCUCCAAGUCGCCCGUCGCAGCAACUUUGCUGCCUGUCAGAUCUGUUGGAGUUCAAGGUGACGGCAGAACGUAUAGUUACGCGGUAGCACUGUCGACGGAGCGCUACCCGCCCGACUGGAAGGACAUGCACUACCUCGCCAAACUCAUACCGCGUGUCUGCCAUAAUGUUAACAGGGUUUGCUACGCUUUUGGAGGAUUAAUCAAGGAGCAAGUGACAGACAUCACGCCAACCUUUCUCACACAACAAGUUAUCUCAACCUUACGCCAGGCCGACGAUCUCGCCACACAGGUGCUAAUAUCGAGUGGGUACGCAUCCCGCAUAGCGCAGAUGCCGGUGGUGAUGAUCCCGAUCCACUUUGACCGCGACGCGGCCGUGCGCGCCCCGUCCUGCCAGCGCUCGCUCGUGCUGCGCCCCUUCAUCACGUCAGACUUCAUGACUGGCGUCGCCGCUCUGCCAGGGUCUGAUGCCAUGCCGCAGGAUGUCGUAGACAGAAUGCGCAAGGAGUUGCUGAGCGUGCCCGGCAUCUCGCGCGUACUAUACGACUUAACCCCGAAGCCGCCCGCCACUACAGAAUGGGAAUGAUCACUGCGGCCCACACACUUUUAUAUAUUUUUUUACUGAACGAACGCACCCACGGGCGGUGGUCGCGGCCCUGUUGUUUUAUUUUAUGGAAGGCAACUACGAACUUGACUGUACACAAACACUGUCGUUAUUUAAAUAAACUAACGACGCUAUCCUUGUACUAUUUACUCAAGUGCCUAAUUAAGUGGGAAGUCGAUCUCGUGAGCUGUCAUUUACUCAUUUGUUCUCAUUAGGCCUUUUCACACGCUCCGGUUUCCGGCUAGGCAGUACUAGGUACAUGACGCCUAGGUUUAUAACCAUGUACCUACGUUACCUUUCACCCACACGGGUCCAAUGUACAUUUGUCGCUGGAUACCCGGCAACCAGAACCUGUAAAAAGGCACUAGCAGUCUUUUCCUCAUGAGAUCGAUCUUGAACACUUCAGUUGUUAGUUUUUAACUGUUAUUUACUAUCAGGAAUAUAAAUGGCUCACAUUUUUAUAAUAAUAUAAUACUAUUUUUGGGUUAACAUUACGUUGAUUUUAUUUUGUUAUUACUGUUUUAACUAUAUCGAGUUUUAAUUUAUCAUUUCUAAGUUUCAAUGGUCGCGCCACUGCCCGAUAUAAAGUUUUUGUAAAUACAUUGGUGUCACAUGUUAUAAUAUUAGCUCCACUGAUCAGUUUUGUAACAUGUAGUAAUUUAUUAUCAAAGGCUGUGUAAAAAUUUAUAAAAGAAGCCCACAAAUAUUCCGCGCGACAAGAUUGUUAUAAAUGGAUCUUGUAUGAAAUCGAAGACACAUUGUGUUUUAUGGAAUGGUUCAGUGUUAUUGACUGGAAGUUUCAUAAUAAAAAUUAUAUUAUGCUUUAUUUUCA